Messenger RNA from Anopheles merus, 6320 nucleotides. It is a transcript of the gene Akt, whose product is annotated as RAC serine/threonine-protein kinase. The transcript is spliced from 7 exons. Gene Ontology annotation, molecular function: protein serine/threonine kinase activity; ATP binding. The record is from RefSeq and is a predicted model, not a curated record. Bases 1055 to 2782 code for a protein of 575 amino acids. Lineage: Eukaryota; Metazoa; Arthropoda; Insecta; Diptera; Culicidae. Gene Ontology annotation, biological process: protein phosphorylation.
UGAAAUUCUACGUUUCGGAAUUUCGAUGGGUCCGUGUCUUCGUGCGCAGUUUAGUUGGCUGAAGCGUAAUAUUCAGGCCGACGGUUGGUUUGGGAUGGUUUUUCUGGUGAAACGGUGUUUCCUGCUCGUACCUGGUUUUGUGUCGCUCUGUGUGCGUGUUUGUGUGUGUGUGUGCUCUGCGCGAUACCGUCAAUGUUUGCCGAUUCGGAGGAAGAGAAUUGUUUUGUGCUUUUGAAAAAGACGAGAUACAAUUUGUGUUUUUUUGGGAGCUGAAAAAGUGAACAAGACAAAUUUCCUUCACCGAAAAACGGAGCGAAAAGUGAUUGUAAGUGUGUGUGAUUCCAGCAGAGUUAAACAGAAGGAAAGAAGAAUUACGCCCUUCCUUGUGGCGACGGUGCCACACUGUCAGGUUCGGUGUUGCGCGCGUGUGUGUGUGUGUUUGUGCCUGUGUGUUUGAUGCACAAUAUCAAGGCACUUGCAGAGGAAUUACAAAAAAUCUUAAAGGAUCGUGCGUUUGUGUGUAAUAAGCAGUGAAAUUUGUGUGAAAAUUUCAACACUUCAUCAGCAGCAGCACCGAAAACAGUGAUCCGUUUCUACAGUGUACCGGAACAAUCCGGAGCGCAGAGGCAUAUCGGUAUUUUUUUUUUGCGUUGGCUUCGUCUGUGUUUGUGUGUGUUUUCCUGCUCCAAGCGGUUCCAGCCAGCUCAGCCCGGUGUAUAGCUACACUGCACAGAGAGACCACACAGCACAACACGUUUUGUGUGCGUGUACUGCCGGACGGCGGGGAGUAGUAGUGUGUCUGUGUGUUUGCAGCCGAAAAGUGCGGAAGUGACUCGACGAUAUUUCUGCGACUGAAAGAUAGCACCGUGCGAAGACGCCGGCCAAAAGGUGUACAAAAUCUGAUCGGAAAGGCAAGAGGAAAUCGAAAUUACAUCUCAACGCUUUCCCGCCAAAGUAACGGCCAGGAUCGGCUGACAGCGGCUUAAUUUAAGAAAGAAAAGUACCGAAAGGACAAAGGGUGUGUUGAAUCUCAUCCCGCUGCCCCGUAACCAGCAUGACUUCCAAAACUGUUCAGAAUGCGCCCGCCAUUGCCAUCUCCACGCCCGCCGCCGCAUCCAUAAAAUCGUCCACCUCGUCGCUCAUCUCCAGCAUGUCGCUGGCCUCGCCAAUGACCAUGUCGUCCACAAUGUCGAUAUCGUCGGCGGACAGUGCGAUGGUCGCCGGCUCGUCGUCCAGCGGCGGCGGUGGCGGCGGCGCCGCCGGCUGCUCCACCAUCGUGAAGGAGGGCUGGCUGUACAAGCGGGGCGAACACAUCAAGACGUGGCGCUCGCGCUACUUCAUCCUGAAGAGUGACGGCACGCUCGAGGGCUACAAGAUACGGCCGGAUCCGCAGGUGCCGACCGAACCGUCGAACAAGUUCACCGUGCGCGACUGCCAGAUCAUGUCGAUCGAUCGGCCCCGGCCGUUCACGUUCAUCAUCCGCGGGCUCCAGUGGACGACCGUGAUCGAGCGCAUGUUCCACGUGGAGGACGAGAACGACCGGAAGGACUGGGUGGAGGCGAUCCGCAGCGUCGCGAACAAGCUGAACGAGGAGGAGGUGUACCAGGCGACGCUGCCGAACCAGGCGGCCGACGACGACUGCGAGAUGGGCUCGAUCGCGGAGGACGAGCUGGUGAACGAGAAGCCGGUGUACGGUACCGCGACGGACAAAGUGAGCGGCAAGCGGAAGGUGACGCUGGAAAACUUUGAAUUCCUGAAAGUGCUCGGCAAAGGCACCUUCGGCAAGGUGAUUCUGUGCCGGGAGAAAACCUCCUCGAAGCUGUACGCGAUCAAGAUACUGAAAAAGGACGUCAUCAUACAGAAGGACGAGGUGGCCCACACGAUGGCCGAGAGUCGCGUGCUCAAGACGACCAAUCAUCCGUUUUUGAUAUCGCUAAAGUACUCGUUCCAAACGGUCGAUCGGCUGUGCUUCGUGAUGCAGUACGUCAACGGGGGCGAGCUGUUCUUCCACCUGAGCCGCGAACGCAUAUUCCCCGAGGAUCGGACGCGCUUCUACGCGGCGGAAAUUAUUUCAGCGCUCGGCUACCUACACUCGCACGGCAUCAUCUAUCGGGACCUGAAGCUGGAAAACCUGCUGCUCGACAAGGACGGCCACAUCAAGAUCGCCGACUUUGGCCUGUGCAAGGAGGACAUCACGUACGGCCGGACGACGAAAACGUUCUGCGGUACGCCCGAGUACCUGGCGCCGGAGGUGCUGGAGGACAACGAUUACGGCCACGCGGUCGACUGGUGGGGCACGGGCGUCGUCAUGUACGAGAUGAUUUGCGGCCGGCUGCCGUUCUACAACCGCGACCACGACAUCCUGUUCACGCUGAUCCUGAUGGAGGAGGUGAAGUUCCCGCGCAACAUCAGCCCGAACGCGCGCAGCCUGCUGAGCGGGCUGCUGGUGAAAAAUCCGAAGCAGCGGCUCGGGGGCGGACCGGACGAUGCGAAGGAAAUUAUGGCCCACCCGUUCUUUGCCAGCAUCAACUGGACGGAUCUGGUGCAGAAGCGCAUCACGCCACCGUUCAAGCCGCAGGUCACGAGCGACACGGACACGCGCUACUUCGACCGGGAGUUCACCGGCGAGAGUGUGGAGCUGACACCGUCCGACUCGAACGGUCCGCUCGGUGCGAUCCAGGAGGAACCACACUUUUCCGAAUUCAGCUACCAGGAUAUGGCUUCCACCAUGAACACGCCCAGCUACAUGAACCAUUCGCACAACUUUCACCCGAUGCAGUGAGAGCAAGCGGUCCGUGAAAGGCGCCCGGUGAGUUCGGGCGCACAGUAGCGCGAAACAAUGGCGGGAGUGGGUGAGUGUGGGACCUGGACACCAGACACGGACACUGCUCCUUCUUUGGAGACCCUCUCUCCCCUCCCCUGUGUGCACAGUGGGUUAUGAUGGAAAUACCCGGUCAAAACGCCCGCAUCGUGGGUAUAUGCCCGGUGUGCCGGGCUCAAUCACUGGAAUCGCACGGGGGCGUGAGGAAAUGAUGCAGAGCGCGCGACGAGGAUAAAAGGGGGAAGAGAAGAAGCGUGAUGAAGGCAAAUCGUGAAUAGAGUGAAGAAGGCAACGAGCAAACAUCUUUUUCGUUUGAAUAGUAGCAGCAGCAGCAGCAGCAGCAAGGGAGUCAGCGUAACGUUCGUAACAAUCCGCCAGCAAAAGCGUAAGAAACCAAGCCUGUUUAUGUUCGAUUACUGCGUAAUCCAAUAGCCCGGAGGUGUGACUUUUCUGUGUGUGUGUGUGUGUGUCCCGUCUGCCCUAUUCCUGUCGGUGACGGUUGAACCACACCACCAACGGUCGGACCGAACAGUCGAGUGCACGAAGGAACGGGAAAGAAAAGGCCACAUGUGCGCCCGGUCAAGAUCCUCGGAAGGAUGAAGGGAGGGGAGGGGGGGGGACAAGUGCCGCUCAGUGGACGGAAAGAGCUUCCAAACCGCGAUGUGUAACGCUCAUGAUAUGUGCGCUACAUCGACGGACCGACCAGAUCGGGGAUCGGGCUGUGCGACCUCUAGCACCCGUCCGGUACAGAAGAUUUGUUUUUCUUAUAUGUUCCCUACACCUGCAACAUCCCCUCACCCAUCACAACAGUUAUUAACUUUAUGUUACAACAGUCAAGACAGCAAAACAAUGAACAAAAUUCCUUAACCUCUCUCCUCAAUGCCUCAACCGCUCUCUAGUUCAACGCGAACGCCAGCAAAGAGAAGCAAAAACUGGGGGUGAUUGAGGGGUGCGAAAUAGAUGAUACUUACCACCACACACCGCCGUGCCAACUAUUGCCAUAACCAACGCCGUGAAAAUGAUCUCAGUUUAAUAGCAAUCGAACAGGAAACAAUAGAUUAUAAUAGAUCUCAAUACAGAGAGACACAACUUUACACACACAGACAGACAGACAGACAGACAGACACCCACCUGGAUAUUAACUCUCUAGCAGGAGCAGUAAAGGUAGUGUGGGGUGGUGCUCUAGUGAAAUAGGAUUGCACUUUUAGUUGCCUUUCUCAUCAUGUUCAACACAGCUUCACAUCUCCCGUGUAUCAGUGGACGACGGAGCCAAAAGUAAAAGAGUGGUAGCACGAAAAGUUCACCAACAAACAGCUCAUAGUACAAUGUUCACCAGCAAACCCCAGCCAACCAUCACGGCACGAAGAAUGGAAGCGGUUUUGACCGUACUUGCGCGCGAUUCCUUGAGCGAACGAAGAAGAAAUUAACACGAUUUGCGCUAUUUUAGUGUCGUAUAACAGAGAGUAAGAGAGAGAGAGAGAGAUAGGGAGAGAAAGCAUAAUUUAACCGAAGUUUGAGCACCCAUUUAGAGAGGAUAAGUAAGUUUUGAACUUAGCUACUUUAAUUCGCAAAAUCAACAACAAAAAAGAGGCCUCGCUGCUGCUUCUCGCCAGCGUUUGCCAGCGAGAAUCCUUUGUUCUCUUCCUACUACUAGCAUACACGCGCACGGGGAGCGCGUUCGAUUAGCAUUAUUACUUAUUAUUAUUAUUAUUACCUUUGCGCGACUCUUCACACACACACACACACACGCAGCAACGCUCCCCCCAAAUAAUUUGUGAACCUUGUUUCCUAUCACUUUCAAAUACGCCUGUUUUGUUUCCCCGUGUUUAUCCGUGACCACCGUAGUGAACCUUGUACGGUGGUGUGUGGUGUACAAGCGGAGGUAUUAUUAUGAAAGGACACAGCUCCCAAGUAAUGCUGCACGGAAAAGAGAGAGAAAGAGAAGCAUGUUAAUAUAGAAGCUGCUUUUAUAGACGAUAAGCUGGUGCGCGCGCAGCAAGUGACACAAAGUGCGCGCUCAAUGACGCAAGAUUAGAAAGCAACGGGCUGUGAUAGCAUGAAGUUAAUAAUAGUGGUUAGAAAAUGUGUGUGUGUGUACGUGUAUGUGAAUGUAUGCAGCUGUAUCGAGCUGGCCUACAGGCAGCAGCAACAGCAAAUUGGCGCGCAAAUGCUGUGUGCUCUUGGUGGAAGAGAUAUAUGCGCAAGGACGCUAUUAAAUACGCAUCCUUGCACCAACUCUCUUCGCUAACACGAUUAGAAGAGGUUAUUGCACGAUAGAGAGAGAGAGAGAGAGAAAGAGAGAGAUUCCUGACGAAAUGCCCAGAUAAGGGGACAAAAGGAUUUCUGGGGGGGGGGGGGGGGGGGGGGGGUGCUAUAUCCCUACACCAAUUUAGUAACACGUGCUGCUCUUCCCGCUUCCUCCAAAACGGUUGAGCGAAACGAACAACGGUGUACCCAUCCCUUCGCGCCCCGCAAUGUUGUCUACUGUGUGACAGUGUGUGUUCCUUAGCAGUGUGGUGUGUGUAUGAAAAGCGUUCGUUUUGGAAGGAUGAUAGGGUUAACUGUAAGCAACUUUAGUGCGCGAGAAAGAAGAGAUCAUUACACGCUGAAAAAGGGAAAUUGUUCAUAAUUCAUUAGAGCCUAACCAUAUACACACUCACGUAAACACGCGCGCGUCAUUUUCAUGAUGUGUGUGUGUGUGUGAUGUGUGCGUUUGUCGCUAAACUUUACUUUGCAAAGUUGCAGUAGCCGCGCACCAGUAACAGUAACACAGUCGCUACUAUCAGCGACAGCGCUGCUAUGAAGCAACUAAAACCAUAGUAGUUAAAAACAUAGAGUACGCGGAUAGGAGCAAAUAUCACUGCCUUAGGUAAACGAGACAUUGACAAAAUGGAAAUAAAGUAACUAGAAGAAAAAAACAAAACAAAAACAAGUGCAACAUUUAGAUGGCUAUAUAGAGCUCAAAACGGGAGCUGGGUGAAGCAGACUGCAAGAUAAAGCAACCUUUACCAUCAUCCCCAUUUCUUCGGCAGUAAUACAGAGAUAGAGAUGUUGCAAAUAAACAUCGCAAACACGAUCGCAAGCGUUUGAAACGAACAGCAGCCAGUCACUCGUGCUUUCCAAUUGGAAAAAAGUAAAGAUUCGUUUGUUCUGCUAAGCUUUACUUUUUUGUUUAAGUGUUCACUACACCUUACCCUGGGACAACACUACUGGUGCUAAUUGAUUAAAAGCGUAUACCCCCCCCCCCCCCUCUCCCCCAUUGAAAUCGAGAUCGAGUAAAGCACGAGGUCAAUAUAGAAUGCGCGAAUGUCCUAGCGAUAAAUACUACUACUACUACUGACUGCGAGGGGGAGGAAAAAAGCAUAUAAAACUGGCUUCCGAAAAAUAUGUUUUCUUUUUAAGCAGGGGGUGAGGGGGGGGGGGUGGAAAGCUUUCCUAACAUCUAGAAGACCAGCGAAACAAAUAUUCCUUUCCCUCCCGGGAAACGGGGAAAGGAUUA